Molecule: messenger RNA, 1769 nt
Organism: Gamsiella multidivaricata
Lineage: Eukaryota; Fungi; Mortierellomycota; Mortierellomycetes; Mortierellales; Mortierellaceae
Exons: 4
Coding region: 12-1724 (570 amino acids)
Biological process (GO): regulation of cell cycle
Cellular component (GO): nucleus
Source: RefSeq, a predicted model, not a curated record
CCGCCGAAAGAAUGGCUGGGAGAUAUGAGGAUCAGGAGAUGAAGUCGAAUGGGUCUGACCAGAAGCAAGAGAAGCCCCUUGCUGCUGCUGCUGCUGCUGCUGCUACCGCCGAUCAGGAGGACGAUCAGGAUGCAGAUAAUGAUGUCCGGCACCUUUCAGAUGCAAAGUAUAGACGCCUGAAGCGGAAGCUAAAACGGGUUCUGGAGGAAAAUGAACGACUGAGUACUGAGCUCGACCGGUCUAAUCGGCGUGCGCGUAACUUGCGACAAGAGAAAAAUAUUUUGUUAGACAGACUCUGCGCUUAUGAGCGCGACUCCGACUCGAGUCCUGACACUGCGUCGUCCUCGAACAGCGAAAGUGAACUUUCGGACUCUUCUCUCAACAGCCUUCACAGAUCCAGACGGGCUUCACCAAUACGCGCUGUAAGAGCCUCCGCCACAAAUAAACUUCUUCGGGUGCCAGGAGCCGGCAAAGGACACGAAUCGACUCCUGCUCAGGAUACUCAUCAUCCAAAAAAGACGGCUACCAAGGGUGGAGUACGACGAUCCCCAGCCGUUUCUGUACGCAAGGAAGAAAAGCCCUCGACUCCAUCGACCAUCACGAACGUUGGAUCGGCUACGCAGAAGCCCAAGCGGCUACAUAACACAAGCAAGCUGAAGCCCAUCCUCUCCAAAGUUCGCAAGGUCCAAGCGAUUGAGAGAGACGAAGCUGGAAACGUCAAAUUGCCAGUGACCGUCGGCAUCAUCACCAUCAUGAAUCUGGGACAUGUCGCAUAUGAUCGAGAGGCAUUCCACAACGAGCGCUACAUCUGGCCUGUUGGAUAUAAGAUGUCGCGCUCAUACAACAGUAUGAUUGAUCCUCACCAGCAGACAACGUACACCUGCAGUGUUAUCGACGAUGGUGAAGCGCCAAAGUUCCAAAUUGAUGCCGAGGAUCAGCCAGGAAAGCCAAUUAUUGCGGGCACAGCUACUGGCGCGUGGACACAUAUUGUGAAGGCAGCCAAUCUCAUUCGGAAACGCGACCAUUCUAACUCUGCCUCUGGUCCCGAUUACUUUGGCUUUUCUAACGCGACAAUCGCCAAAAUGAUUCAGGAUCUGCCUAACGCUGAGAAAUGCAAGGGUUAUAUCAUGCAGCGAUUUGAAGAACCCUCUGGGAAGGCAGAAAAACGCAAGCUCUCGGUGCUGGACUCCAAGGCCAAUAAGGGUGACGGCGACGAUGGAGAAGAUGACAAGGACGAGGAGGAGGUGGAUGAAGAGGAUAACGAGUACACUUCUUUGGGCACCCCUGGAAAGAAGAAGAUUAAGCGGUCCUCGUCACCAAAGAUCCGCAAUGCUGGGUUUGAUCUCGGGACCAAGGACAAUGGUGAAGAGAUGGAAGAAGUGGAGGACGGGGAGGAGGUGGAUGAACUGGAUGAGCUGGGGGAUGAUGAGACUCAGUCGGAGAUGGAUGCCGAAGACCUUGAGUCUUCAUCGAACCCAGAGUCGAGGACGGCACCUGAACUCUCUGCAGAUCAGGAACCGCAUCCGACCACCACCUCAACAUCGACCUCGACCUCGACAGCAACAGCAACAGCAUCAACAGCCGGUCCUCCUAUCGUGAUUUCCUCUGCAGACAAGACAGCUGGCGGAGGUCCAGGCGCUCCCGAGGCAGACCAGGUUCAGAUGGAAGAUGCUGAUGCGAAUGCGGACAAGGCAGCAGACUCGACCACGACGCAAACAGAGUAAUUUAAUGGCCUAAUAAUAAAACUAGAGGAUAUCCUUUCAUACAUG